AUGGGGCUGUUCAUUGCCUGGCAGGCGGCGUACGAGUUGACGCCGGGGUCCUUUUUGCCGCCCCUCUCCGUCGCCCUGCCGCCCGGCGUGCCACCCGCGCCGCACCUGGAGGACUGCACGGCGCGCACGGCGGCCAGGGCGCGCACGGAGGCGCGGGGGGAGGGGGGGGAGGCGCCCCCCUGGACCGCGCCGUCCCCGUGUUGCGGAUGCGCCCCCCAGCCACCCUGGGUACGAGGUGACGACGCGUCCAAUCUCCCGCUGACUCGUGUCGCCCAAACGCACAUCUGGCAGCACCAAUUCCCCCCUUCGUGCGACCACCGCCGCCUGCUGCUUGCUGAUUGGCCCCAACUGAAUGCUGACAUGGCAGCAGGCAGCAUGGGGGCCAUGGGGGAUAUGGAGGGGUUGGUGGGGGAGGUGCAUGUGGUGGGGGGCCUGCUGGGGCUGGCAGUGCUGUUCAACCGCACGCUCCUUGUCACACCCAGCUCCUUCCCCCAUGCCAACCACUCCGCUUGCUCCGAGUCGCUGGCCUGUUUCUUUGCCCCCAUCGCCGGGCCUUUCUGUGAGCAGGCAGCAGCACACGCCAUGGCCGCCCACCCGCCCGUGCGCGCCCUCGCAUGUGCCUCCAGCGCCGCCGCCCAAGAGGCCGCUCAGGACGCUUCGCAGGGCUUGGAUGAGCUGGAAGCCCUGCUGACGUCAGCAGAUCCGGUGGCAGUGAGGUGCGGCUGUGAGCGAGGCAUCCCAGUGGGUGGAGGUGGCGGGGGUGGUGCCGCCACACGACGCACACAAGGAGCAGGUAGGCCAUGGCCGUGCAUGCACCCAUCAUCGGCGUACAUGCGUGCAGCUCGCCUCUCAUUGCCCUCAAUCAAUGUCUGGAUCCACCCCCUCAUUCCCACAUCCCUCUCCCCGCCCCUUCCGUUUGCCUCCCUUCAGUUGCACUGGUGGCGAUCCCAGGCCGUCCGAUUCCUCUUCCGCUGGCCAUCUGCUCACCUCUGCCAUGUCACCAACCUUAUCCGCCACAUCAGCUACGGCCGUUACAUCGCUGCUCAGAUGCACUUCGCUGCCCAGCAGCAGGCUGCCAUCAUCCGCUCUCUCUCUGCUGGCCCGUCCGAGGCUGACAAGAGCGUUGGAAUCGAUACGGCUGCCGAAGCCAAGUUCCUAGCCUCGGUAGACAUCAGGUCCGGGCCAAGCCUGGAGGGUCGGGUGUGGCUAGCGUUAGGGUUUGAAGGAUGUGUGAAGACAAAGGAGGAGGCAUGGGGAGGGGGUGUGAUUAUAGACGAGGUCUAUGAGGGAGUGGGGCGAGAGGCAUACAUCAUGCGGCCUGUAGUGAGUGUGCAUGUGAGUAUGGGCGGUGGUGGGGAAGCUACAGGCAAUAGUGGUGGUGCAGACCCCAACACCACGCUGCCAGCAGCAUCACCCCCCCAGCCAGACGUCCCCGCACUCAUGUUCUUGGCCCAUCGCCUGAGGCGCCACGUGCCACACUUGCGUCACCAUGCCGUGCCAUGUGACCCUCACUCCACUUCUGGUCCACUGUUCAUGCUUCCUGACGUGGUACACUCUUGUUUCGCAUGCGUCUGUGUGCAGGAUGUGAGCAAUGAGCUCUCGGAGCACCAAGACUGGACGUUUCACAGUGCCGUAGGGAGCAUGGGUGGCCAUGAUGGGCAAUCACUGCCUUCUGGCUUGGAAGGCAGCCUGGGUAGCCCAAUGGGUGCCACAGCAAGCAUGCUCUCUCAGCUCCUCAUUGCCUCUGAAUGUGAUUAUUUUGUGGGCGCACUCAGCUCCUCCGGUGUACAACUGUUAAACGAGCUCAGAAGCACAAAUGGGAGACUACUGUCUGGAUUCAUUUCGUUGGAUCAACUUUAG
This is a messenger RNA of Closterium sp. Naga37s-1, 1860 nucleotides long. Lineage: Eukaryota; Viridiplantae; Streptophyta; Zygnematophyceae; Desmidiales; Closteriaceae. The record is from the annotation of a GenBank genome assembly.